Messenger RNA from Oncorhynchus tshawytscha (Chinook salmon), 5915 nucleotides. RefSeq lists its product as uncharacterized. Bases 1547 to 4075 code for a protein of 842 amino acids. The record is from RefSeq and is a predicted model, not a curated record. Gene Ontology annotation, cellular component: plasma membrane. The transcript has 5 exons. Gene Ontology annotation, molecular function: protein binding. Lineage: Eukaryota; Metazoa; Chordata; Actinopteri; Salmoniformes; Salmonidae.
CUGCCCGACUGUAUAGUGCCAACUGUACAGUUUGGUGGAGGAGGAAUAAUGGUCUGGUGCUGUUUUUCAUGGUUCGGGCUAGGCCCCUUAGUUCCAGUGAAGGGAAAUCUUAAUGCUACAGCAUACAAUGACAUACUAGACAAUUGUGUACUUCCAACUAAGUGGCAACAGUUUGGGCAAGGCCCUUUCCAGUUUCAGCAUGAUAAUGCCCCCGUGCACAAAGCGAGGUCCAUACAGAAAUUGUUUGUCAAGAUCGGUGUGGAAGAACUUGACUGGCCUGCACAAAACCCUGACCUCAACCCCAUCGAACAUCUUUGGGAUUAAUUUGAACGACGACUGUGAGCCAGACCUAAUCGCCAGUGCCUGACCUCUCUAAUGCUCUUGUGGCUGAAUGGAAGCAAGUCCCCAAAGCAAUGUUCCACCAUCUAGUGGAAAGCCUCCCUCAAGAGUGGAGGCUGUUAUGGCAGCAAAGGGGGACCAACUCCAUAUUAAUGCCCAUGAUUUUGGGAUGAGCUGUUCGACAAGCAGGUUUCAACAUACUUUUGGUCAUGUAGUGUACUUGCACUAAGAUACACUACAGAUUAAUGCAGUCAGCUGUUUUUUUUUUCUUUUUUUGUGGUAUUCAUGAAGCUUUUGUUUGUUUCAAUUAUAUUUUGUUAACAUGGGUUUGAAACAUACUAUUGAGUGAUUUUGUGCAAUAUAACAUGAAGUGGCAAUACUAUAAGGGUGAUGUUUAUCUAUUUUGAGCUCAUUGGCAUUUGUCUAACAUGCUUAAAUUGUGUAUUAAAUUAUUUCUACGGUAACAAUGUGCUUGGAGAAAUGUGAUCAUCUCAAGCAGCAAUAUGGACUCCAUGCUUUAACAGAUGUAGUAAUUCAUUGUUUUCCAAUGGAACCUUGAGAAUGAGCUUUUGGAAAAUAUCAAUGAUUUAACUUAUGUUUGUUUAAAUAAAGGGAUAUUCUGUGUUUGGAAAGCCCUGUAAUCUGUAUUGCUUCUUGUCUCUUGCAGUUUUAUUUUCACAUUUGAAAACUGCCCUAUUUAUACCAUAUCUCACAAUGCCCACUUGGAAGUGUCAAUGCAUUUACAAUGUACUAGCUAUAUUCUACGUCUACUACAUUUACAGUGUACUAGCUAUAUUCUACAUCUACUACAUUUUACACAGUAAAAGGGCGCAAUAACCAAGAUUACUUUUAUAGCAUGAAAUCUGUUCCGAACCAGUUAUUUAUCAAUCAAUAAUAAAUCCAAGCUAUGGCGUAGUUGUCCUUUUCAUUAGUUUCUGGCAGCACAGUUAACUGUGAAAGACAAGAAAAAGUUGCCCUGGUGAGACAUUAACCAUGCCAUGUGAAUGAUUGAGGGAAUCAGCAUAACGUUUAUGCCAUUGUUGUGAAUGCAUGUCUGACUCAACAUGUCAAUACACACUGAAGACUUUGAUCUGAAACUACAGGAGAAAAAGUUGUUGAAAUCUGCCACCUUUGCCAAUGUACUUGGGAGAGACUGAAAGUCGAGUUCGUUUUGGUUGUAUACAAUCAGACACGGAGGGUUCUACCUAUGGGCACAGGGCUGUUUGUGAUGGCCGUGUCUCAGUGGAUGUUCUGUGCUGCAGUGCUGCUCCUCCUCGUCCAGGCGCUCCAGUGUUCUCCGACUCCCCCUGCCUGUCCUGAGUCCUGCCUUUGUCAGAGAGGUCCUCUGUUAAACUGUUCCUCUGCUGGCCUUUCCAAGGCCCCACAACACAUCCCUUCCACCGUAAAUGAUCUAGACCUAUCUCACAACCUCCUGAACUCCCUUGAACCCUCGUGGCCAAGUUGGGGGCUUAAUAAUCUAUGGCUUGGACACAACAGCAUCACUCACCUGUCUCUGUGUGUGGGGAGGAACUGGAGGGGUAAACAUGGGAGAAUAACCCUCUCACACAACAGAGGAAGAUGUGUAUCUUGGGCCCCAGCCCUGCAGCUGCUGUCUGCUGAGAGGAACCAGCUAGAGAUGAUCCCUGAGGGCCUGGGAGGCAGUGAGUUCCUGCAGGUGCUUCAGCUCUCCCACAACAGGAUCUCUGGCCUGCAACCUGGAGAUCUUUGCAGGUGCCCCCAUCUGAGAGAGCUUUGCCUGCAGCACAACCACAUAUCCAACCUCCACCCACAUGCCCUCAAGGACCUCCCAGAGCUCAGGGUCCUGGAUCUGAGCUUCAACCUGUUGACCACAAUCUCUCCAUCCGCCUACCUGUCGCUACGUAACCUGAAUGCCCUGGUGGAGGUGAGUGGUAACAGGUGGAGGUGUGACUGCAGCCUGCGGAGCGUGAGGAGGUGGAUGGCCUACGAUAGGCAAAGGGCCCAACACCAGAUCUGGAGGGGGGUUGUGUGUUCCUCCCCCUCCAUCCACACAGGUAGAGACCUGCUACACUUGGAGGACAGUGACCUCACCUGCUCUACAGCGGAGAACAGGGAGGGGCUCCACCAGGAUGUGACAGUGACUGAGGGGACAGAGAUCCUGCUGCCCUGCGGCACCCUGCGGCAAGAUUCAACAUGGUGGACGACUAAUGGACAAGUUUCUGGAAGUCAGAUGGGCCUGCUGAUCAGUGACAUCACAGAGGAAGACGCAGGGCUGUACGUGUGCAUGUCUGGGCCAGAAGAGCAGUAUGUAUCUGUAUUUAACAUCCAUGUUCAUAAGACACAGAGGAAAAGCAGAGGCACCAGGAGUUUACACGGUGAGAGGAAGCUGAUACACACAGAGGUAGGCAGCCUACAGAGGGAGGGUCAGGGGACAGACCUGAACUCUCUAGAUCUCCACAGGGCUUCUCAGAGAACACAGUCUGACCUGGUCCUGGCUGUCUGCCUGUCUGUAUUCAUCACCUUCCUGUUAGCAUUUAUACUUGGUGCUCUUGCCAGACCUCUCCUGGACCCUCUCUGGAGGAGGUGCUGUAACCGUACCAAGCAAAGCUCCUCCCCAGCCCAGUCGGUCUCCUCUGCUGGGCAGGGCCCCUACGACAAUGGCGCCUAUUCAGAUGAGGCGCAGGAGGAACUAGGAACACACAGGGAGAGUAGUGUGACAUUCAGAGGACAUCCUUCAGAAAUAAGGGAUCAGAGUAGCAUUCCAUACUAUGAUACGGUGGCCAAUGGCAGACAGGACAACCUCGCUGGGGAAUAUGAUGCAACAUAUGAGAAUGUUUAUGCAAAGGAUAUCUCACACCCCUCCCUAGAGGUCCAUCACCCACCUGACGAGAAGCCCAGAGCACAGGACUCUGUCAGCUCAGGCAGCUCCCAACAGGACAGCCCAGAGACAGACACCCAUAGUGGAGAACUCUCUGAUGUCUCUCUAAGUGAACCACAAGUGGGUGCUCACCCAGUCCAUACCCACCAUGGCAUGGAGUUUGAACCCAUCCCUGACCCAGAACAGUUGCAGGGAUAUCGAAGCUCGUCCGUGUCUUCAGACUCUGACCAGGAGAGGCUGGAUAGGGAUCAGGAUAUGCACUGGCCCAAAAACUAUUUGGCUCAAAGAUUGGAAGAGAAGUACAAGACCCAGAACAAUCCCUGGGAGCAUCAAUCCCUCCAGAAAGAAGAUGACUCCUUUGAGCAGAGUUCAGAUUUCCCUAUGGUUAAACAAGUUGAUGUGCCACAGAUCAAGAUCGGCAGCGUGGGUGAGAUCCCUGGAUUUACAGCUGAGCCCUUUACAGAUUGGAAACCAAUCAAGGCAGAUCCAAACCCCAUGGAGUCUGAGCUGUGGAAUGACAGUGGAGAGAGCUUUGAGUUCCCUGAUUCUAUCCGAGGUGCAUCGGUACAGUCCAGCAGUCAAUAUCUCUCGGGUUCUGCUUUUGACGAUCAGUUGAGAAAGAAGUAUGAACAAGCUCGGAAUGAAGAACCGCUGGUGAAAGACCAGAGGGAGAAUAAUAAGCUGCUGGAGCUGAACCUAAGUUACAGUCGGAAUGAACCUACAGUGUACACUGUGAACCCAGAGACUGAGGUAGUGAAGGAGAAGAUGAUUGUCCAGAAUGUGGGUGAACUGAUACAGGAAGUUCAGAGUGCUCUGAAACCCAGGAGUGCUAUGAUAUGUCCAGCGAUCGUGGGGAUGAACCCACAAAGUACACAGUGAACGAGGAGGAUUCAGCUCAAGUUCCAGAUGUCAUGUACAGGGAUCCAUCUCUCACUCUUGGCACCAAAGAGACAGUGUCUCCAAGGAAAACUCUCAAUAUUGGCUUUAAGAAAUACACCAAGCCCCUUCCACAACUGUCUUUGCCAAAAACAUCCCUCCCUUUCUCCACCUCUUCAGACUCUCAAACUCAACUCUUCUAUGUCCCCCCACUUGGGAGACGUCUGGAUAGCCAUCCCCCUCAGGAAGAUCCACCUGCUGCCCCAAGAACACCCCCACCCUCUGGUUCAUCCUCUUCUAGAACCGGGAGUGAGGAUGAGACUACAAUGAACCGAAAAAGAAAAGAGAAAGCUAAGAUCCCUGACGUCACAUAUAGGGAUUACUCUCUCAGAUCUGGAGACACAUCAACUAAAGUAUCUUUCUCUCCAAGAAAAGAUCUAAAUAUUGGCUCCUCCAGCGAGAGUUCUCAAUAUCAACAUGAGUCUGUGACAAGGUACGAGAGUGUCACCAGAACAAAGGGUGUAGACUUUGAUGAAGACAGCAAGCUUCGUCCCCAAAUGUCUUUGCCCAAAACAUCACUCCUUUCCACCACCUCCUCAGACAGGGUCAGAGCUGAGGAGCCAUCAGUUAAAAUCUACAUCCCUGGACUUAGGAGGCGUCAGAAUAUUCAGCCCCCUCAGGAAGCUCCACCUGCCAAAUCAUCCUCUUCCAGCUGUGAGAGUGGAGAUGAGACUCCAAAACACACAAUGAAACCAGCUAAAGCCAUCACAGAUUAUUUUCCCCCAAGGAGAACACUCAAUAUCAGCUUUAAUAACUCAGCCAGUACCACAGAUGAGGUGGAGAGGAAGACCGAAGCAGAGGACAGGUGGGAUCAGCCAAGGCUUGGUAAAGUGAAGGCGCUGUCAGAGAGAACACGAAGGGACACAGAGGAAAGUUCUACAGACAUGAAUGUUUCUUUCUCCCAAAUAAGAGCGCUCAAUAUCAACUUUGAUGCCUUAGACAGCAGCACAGACGAGGUGGGGAGGAGUACCGGAGCAGACUACAGUAACCCUACUGAAGAAAUCAGUCCCUCUCCCCAACUGUCAUUGUACGAAACAUCACACUUUUUCUCCACCCCCACAGAUGAGGCGAGGCCUAGAGGAGAGUAUUCACUCCAAAUUCCCCUACACAGGAAGCGCUUAGUUGUAGACAUCCAGCCCCCCCUGGCUUUACCGGAUGCCCCAGCAACACCUCCACCAUCCCCAGAGGGAGAGGAGGCAGCAGGGUCUGGAUGGAGGAGUAGGGAACAACAGAUGAGAGCCAUGGAUGGAUUUGGCUGUAACUCCAUGACACAGGGAGACAGGAGCUAUAUGGGGUUAGUGGUUGCUAAACCAUUCGGCAUACCUCGUCCAUAUCAGAGCGUUACCUCAGAAACCAUUAUGACCACCCGGUGUAGUGAGGUCUCUACCUCUGGUGACCUCAAUAUGACCUACUCCAACUCCACCCUCCAUUUUGAAACACACAAAGAGGGCAGUGAAGUUUGAGAGCUACAACUGUAAUUGUUUGUACUGAUUAAAGAAAUCACCUGAGAAGUUAAUGCAGCAGAUUGUUGUUAAAACAUAAGUUGUUUAUUUUACAGAAUCAUACUGUUAUUACAUUGUUGUAAAUGAGUGUAACACCAGAUAUGUUUGUCUUAAUGAAAAUAGCUGUUUAAGUGACUGAAUUAUUUCAGACUGAGGCAAAUAAAAGGUGGGACCAUUAAAACCCAAUUUCCCAGAUUCAUAUCCACCUACUUUACUCCUCUAUUUUGCUACAAAAUUCUCUUCAUGACACUAUCAUAAAUAAACCUGUAAUGAAAGUCGCC